Molecule: messenger RNA, 780 nt
Organism: Pseudogymnoascus verrucosus
Lineage: Eukaryota; Fungi; Ascomycota; Leotiomycetes; Thelebolales; Thelebolaceae
Exons: 3
Coding region: 1-780 (259 amino acids)
Source: RefSeq, a predicted model, not a curated record
AUGUUUGUCACUUAUAUGUCAAUCCUGUGCUUGGCACUGAGCCCAGCUAUUGCCGCUCCUUUGGAUCAAUCAUCUUCUCUUGCCCAGCAGUCCCCUGCCUCCUGGAGAAAUGAUGGAAGCUUAGUUGGUGGCGGUGCAAAGAGCUUUGCCGUUCUAGUGUCCGAUCCAGCAAACGCCAAAGUGACCAACAACCAGGCUGUGACAAUCACCGAUAGUGGCACCGCAGGCUCAGACAACCACCUCACCAACUGUGGCCCCGCGAGCGCCUACCCGCGAUAUGGCACAGGUGGUGUGUGGAUGAACUACCCUGAUAUGUUCAACAAGAACAAGCAGAGCAUGAGAAACAAUGGCGCAACCGACGAGGAAAUCGGAAGAAUCUACAACUCUAUUAAUACGAUUGCCGCUGCAUCGCUAGUGGAUCGACGAGUGAUUCUGGCAGUUAUCAUGCAGGAGUCCCAUGGUAACCCCCGUGUUGGUUCCACUACGUCUCAUGAUGGAGUUGGAAACCCCGGCUUGAUGCAGUCGCAUCAAGGUGUGACCUGCUUUGGCCAGGCAGCGCCUUGCCCUCAGUCGAUUAUUGACCAGAUGGUUCGUGACGGGACGCAGGGAACUUCGUCAGGCGAUGGUCUUGUUCAAGGUAUCAACAUAUUCGGCAACGUUUACGAGGCUCUUAGAUAUUACAACAGUGGCAAUGUGGAUAAGAGCAAUCUGUGCUUGGGAGGGGCGACUGCUUCCUAUGUUGCUGAUGUUGCCAGCAGACUUACUGGCUGGGUUAACUAA